This is a messenger RNA of Anopheles stephensi (Asian malaria mosquito), 2582 nucleotides long. Its product is annotated as death domain-associated protein 6-like. Bases 1113 to 2291 code for a protein of 392 amino acids. The record is from RefSeq and is a predicted model, not a curated record. The transcript has 3 exons. Lineage: Eukaryota; Metazoa; Arthropoda; Insecta; Diptera; Culicidae.
UAAACUCCCCGUGCAUCCAUACAAACGAGAAAGCUAUUUUAGCCCUUUUGGUACAACGAUCAAACACCCUUAUCGUUUAAUGAUCUUACCACGCUCGUAAACGCUCGACGUCCCGACGACGAUCGCCCGCCCCAGAUGCGUGUUUGUUUUGGUCCGGCUACCCCCGCUCCGUGACCAUGUCCUGUAACUGUCUGUUUGACGCCACUCGCUCCAGGGCAAAAAGGCACCUUUUAGCACCAUUAGCGAUCUGUGUCACGAGAGCUAAUCAAACAUGCUAACCAAUCCGACGAUCGGGACCCACGGUGUGGUGCCGCAAUUAAUGGGUUCGUUUCGAGUUUUUUUUGUUGGUGUGCUCUUUAUCUUCUACGCUACGCCAUAAAAAAGAAAGGCACCAACAUUGUUUAAAGCUUUGUUGUCCGCCAUUGGCUAAACCGAAAGGAUGCACAUGUUGUUCCGCACAGGAAGUUCGCUCGCCAACGAACCGAACCGAUCGCAAUGUACACGAGCCGGCGCCCCGACCAUUUCCGGGCACAUCGUUUCGACAUCCGACCUGCAGGCUACAGGCGCGCGCUGCAGACAGCCGCAGAGCCUGCCGGUUCCCGCACCGGCGUAGAAGGCGUAGACUGUGUGUGUCUUUCAACCCCGAUCGGACUGGUUGGUGACGGACGGCUCUACCCUACGCGCCCACGUAUCGAUCAACAGACUUUGCCUUCGAAAGUCGAAAAAACCAAACCAAACAAUCAAAUGACGAGCCUGAUGGUGGCCGUAAGGAUGAAUGAGAAGGACGGGUAUGUGCUGCGGGCAAAAGCGAGACAUCCUUCGUCGUGGCUCCUCAAUUAGUGCGUUGAACGACACGAGAGCUAGCCAGGCUCCUGCAGACGUGGGUAGCAAAUGUGAACCAAGUGCCCGGGGAAGGAUAUUUAAGAACGCCUGCCACAGGUGCUACCACUAUCAGUUCAUUCCGAGAUUUCGUCCUUACAGCGUGCAACAAACGAAAUGAUGAAGCAUUGGUAAAUCGACCGAUCUAUGAUCGAAGUGUGAUCGAAAAGCAAGUCGUUAAGUCAAGUGCAAAUCUCAGUAUCGAAACCCAAACAGUUAUCCAACAAGUGACAAUGAUGGUGGUGAAUAUGUGCUCGUGUGCUACAAUUGCUCUGUGCCUAUUCGUGGCAGCUACAAAUGUCUCCAGCUAUGCAAUAGAUCAAACCGCAUCGUCUGAUGAUGCUGCGCUCCAAGUAUUGAAUGAGUUCCGAACACAUCUGGUUGCUGAAGGAGCGAUUCUUGCGUCUAAAGAACUCACACUGGACACCUUCGAUGAGCUAGAAGUGUUGCGGUUACUUCCAACGAUCGUCACCUGCAUGAAGUCUGAUGCCUUGUCAUCCAUUGAACAGGAUGCAUUUGAACAUAUCUACGGCAGCAUCUGGGAGCUAGUGGUCGAGGAAUCGCAACGCCACCGAGGACAACCGCGUAAUCCAAUCCUUACCGCUCUGCUAGCUUCCCCCGAACUGCGUCACACUCAGCCCGAAAAUCCACCGCAACCCUCCAACGAAAUUAGCCCCAACGGCAUCACGAAGGAAAUCAAGCCAAAGGCUCAAACUGCCGUCUCUCGGGAAGCUCCAGCACAGCGUGUUCUUCACACGGCUGCAGCGAUCGUGCAGAAGUAUUAUCUACGCCAAGCAAAGCAUAAGAGCAACUUCAGGCGCAAAUCACAGCCGGCAGCUCGUCGGCAAGCCCCCCGGCUAAGAAGCGCCAAUGUGCACACCAAACAACUGUCCGCUGAUUCGAUCCGUGUGACGAUCGAACUGCCGCGCUACAAACGGUCGAUAGCGAAACCUCAGCCAUCCGCCACCGAGGACGAGGAGGACGCCGAAAUGGAGGCAAAGAUUUUGGCCGCCAUUCAGGCCCAAAUUGGCAAUCCCAGCCUUGAGGAGGAGGACGACGAAGAGGAAGAGGAAGAGGAGGAGGAGGUGCCUUCCCAGCUGGAGGAAGAUUCGUCCGAGUAUUUGGACGAUGAGGCCGACUAUAUGGGCGUGCUGGAUGACGAUGAUGACGACGACGACGAUGACGAUGAUGAUGAUGAAGAUGAGGCUGACGCGUAUAAUGAGACAACUGCGACGAAGCGUGCGCUCUUCCAAGCGAAUGCACACGACUUCGAGAAUCCUUCCUUUAAUGAGCUGCUGCUGUUGGCCGCUCGCCAUCGUGCCAUUCAGCAGCAGCGGUUGAAGCAGCGCCAACAUCUCGCCUACCGUAAAUCGCAACCGAGUCGGCACAGCAGCAGCUACGAGGAUUACUAACCCUGUGGGAUGUUGUGGGCAGUGGUGAUCGCGUGUCCAAGUCAGUGCAAAAACGGGCGGAUCAGCAACGGUGUGUGGAGCAUAUCGUGUGGAUGUACGCCAGUCGUAAGCUAAGUCAAAACCCUUAUCGUACAGCGCAACAUUGAUGUUAGAUACAACAGAAGAGGCAUUAGGUUUAGAGUGUAAUUAUUGUUGUUAUAAGCUUGAACAUUGUACAUAUUACCGUUUACAAACAUUAAGUGCAAUCAGAACGAUCGAGUAAUAAACUAUAAGUGUUAUUUGUGUAAAUUA